This is a messenger RNA of Lactuca saligna, 774 nucleotides long. The record is from the annotation of a GenBank genome assembly. NCBI's taxonomy places the organism in Eukaryota, Viridiplantae, Streptophyta, Magnoliopsida, Asterales, Asteraceae.
AUGGCAGAAGAUGCAGAUACAAUCAUUGAUGAGGAAGAAGUAGACCUUGAAGAUGAUGAUUUGGUUUCUAUUGAUGAUGUUGACUCCAUUUUAGAAGAUGGUCUGAAAGCUGAACAUGUAGAGGACGAUGAAGUUAUAUCUCUCAAAAGAAACUUCAAUGAUCAAUUCCUCAACAAACUUUGUCCAAUACAGAAUAAUAACUUGGUUGAAGAAGAUCAUAAUGUAAUACAACCUAUUUACCCAAGACAUGAUCAUACUCAGGAAUGGAAUGAGAUGAAGCCUCGAUUAGGUAUGAAAUACUCUAUUACUACUGAACUUAAAUAUUCUCUUAGUUGCUAUGUUGUAGCAAAUGGUAAUGAUCUGCAGUAUGAAAAGAAUGACAAGAGACUUCAUACUAUUUUGCCUCCAUUAAGGAGGAGGUUACCUGGCAGGCCAUGUGUCAAACGGAAAAGAGAUCAGGCAGAAAGAGACCUAAGUGGGCAUACAAGGCAUACUGUGUCAAGGGCAGGCAUUCCUCUAAGAUGUACCAUUUGCCACCAAACUGGCCACAACAAAGCCACGUGCCCAAGUAAGCCAACUCCAGCUCUAAGCACAGCUAGUCCAAGUCAAUUAACUCCAGCUCCAAGCACAGCAGGUCCAAGUCAAUCAACUCCAGCUCCUGUCAAGAGAACUCCUGUGAAUAAGGCUCUUAUGAAGAAGGCUCAUGUGAAGAGAAGUCCUAUGAAGAAGGUUCCUUUAAAUGAUGUUGGUAGGGUGAGAAAGUUUGAGAAAUAA